UCAUUUCGAUUUAUGUUACAGUCUGUGCAAAACGUGCGACAUCAUGUGUUGAUCCAUGUUCCAUGAUGUAUUUGUGUGUGACUUUUUUGUGUUUGUGUGUCGCUGCAGUGCAAGGAUCGGGCAAUUCUUUGAAAGAUCCUUAUAUAUGCGGUACACCAACAUGUGCUGCAUCAGAAAAAUUCAAUUACUUAACAUCUGUGAGCUAUCACUAUGAAUAUAAAGUGAAUGUAGAAACCUACUUUGCUGGAUCAAGCAAUAACCGAUCAACUCUUGAUAUUAAAACUGAGGCAAUACUUCAAUUCAUAAGGCCUUGUGAAGGUAUUCUUAGAUUGGCAGAUGUAACACUCAUAGACCAAGAUGAGAAUUAUCCAGUGGAGAGAGCAGAAAAAUUCAUUCAUGCUCUGUCCCUUUAUGACCUCAGAUUUUCGUUUCAUGAUGGUGUUAUAUCAGAAAUAUGUCCAGAAGAUGGGGAAGAAGACUGGGUGGUUAACUUUAAAAGGGCCUUACUAUCUCUGUAUCAGAAUAGUAUGAAGAGAUUUGACAUUAACUUUAAAGGAAUUGAGCAAGAUAUCCAAGGCACCUGCAAUGUCGACUAUGUAGUGAGGGGCCAAGAGCAAACCAGCCUUAUCUUGGUGAAGACGAGAGAUCUCUCACAGUGUAGAAAUAGAUACAAAUAUAUGUCCAUAUUGCAAACUGUUCGUUAUGACUUUCAAAGUAAAUUCCAAACAUGGCCAGUACUGAAAUCGGAAAGUAAAUGUCGCAUAACAGUUGACCAUCAUGUGUACAAAGCAGUGAAUUGCAAAGAGAGACAUUUGUUUGAACCAUUUUCGGGUAGAAAUUCUGGAGCCAUGACAACUGUCAUACAAGAUCUUUUACUUAUAAAGGAAGUUAAUAAAACUGAUGAUGAAACUGUGGAUAGUGAGAAAAAAGCGUGGACAGUCAUUCAGAAACGAUCUAAUUUGCUCCAUCAUCAUAUAUCUUACGGCAAGUCCGAUACUGGGGAAUUGAAAUCAGCGCGAGAUGUCUUGAAGUUACUUUGCUUAGUAAAACCGAACACAGACGACGAAAUGUCAACAGUGGAUGAGAAUAUGGACAGUGGGUCCACAGUUGGGCUCUGGGGGAGGCUUGUGAGAUCGGCCAGGAAACUGCACCACCCUGCGCUCGCGCAGCUACUGGCGAGAGCACCCUCUAUAUGCGCUGGUGCUAAAAAACAUAUAUUAGACGCACUCCCAUAUAUAGCGAGUACAGGUUCAGUAGAACUAAUUAAAGACAUGAUAAUCAAGAAUGAAGUCAACAAUGAUACGCGACACGAGUGGCUUAUGUCUAUGGCGAUGAUACCACGGCCAAAAAUGGAAAUGUUACAGAGCAUGCUGGAACUUCUGCAAAAGCAGAAAAACGAUAAAGUGAUCAGUUUUACUGUAUCGUCUAUGACGCAUUCAUACUGUAGACACAGUGGGAAAUCACUUCGGGAGUGCUGCCAAGAAGAGAUUCCAAAGCAAAUUCUAGAUGAAUUCCAAAAUAUUAUAAACGAUUUGAUCGCUAAAGGAGUUCCCACGUUAGAAAGAACAUAUAGGGACAAUCUAAUAAUAGCAAUAAAAUCUCUGGGAAACAUCGGUGGAUUCAAGCAAGAGUUUUCGGAUCUCUUAAUGACCAUAAUCGGCGACUCUCUCACACCAGUGCAAGUGAGACUCACAGCUAUUGACGCGUUCAGACGAACACCUUGCACCGAAACUAGCGAAUACUUCCUUGAAACGUUCAGGGAAGAUUUAGUGGAUGUGGAAAUUCGUAUUGCUUCAUAUUUGCAAGUAAUGCGAUGUCCUAACCUGAGCACUAUAAGAAAGGUGUUCCACGCUCUGCGACAUGAAUCUGUUAAUCAAGUGGCUACAUUCGUCUGGAGUCACCUCAACAAUCUUGGCCAGUCGUCUCUCCCGUCGCGAGUGGAAAUACAAGGCUUACUGUCGGGACACGAAAUGCCGCAAUUAGAGGACAAUCCUGACUUUAGAAUGUUCUCGAGAAAUUAUGAGCAAAGCGUGUUCUUCGAUCAGUAUAAUGCUGGGGGCAAUUAUGAAGCAAACGUAAUAUUCUCACCUGACUCGUACAUACCGCGGUCCCUGUCUCUCAAUUUGACUGUGGACAUGUUUGGUGAAUCUAUCAAUUUAUUAGAGGUAAAAGCUAGAGGAGAGGGCUUUGAAAGAUACUUCGAAAGUAUAUUCGGUAACAACGGACCACUUAACAAAAACAAAGUAGUGGACAAAAUUAACAAACUCAGAGUAUUCCGAUCGGCCAGUGAAGCGGAUGAUAUUCGCGGGAAAAUCGACGGACUUGGAUACAAAAAUAAUGCCCUUAAGCACCGUUUUCCCAUAGCAGAGAUGGGGAUCAAGGUGUUCGGUAAUGAAAUCUCGUUUUGGAGUGCGGAAGGCGAUGACGAGAUUAGGAAGUCCUUGCAGAAAUUGGACCCCAAGUUGAGGAUACUGGAAAUUUUAUCGGGAAAGGAAAUAUCCUACAACAAAGCGUCUCUUUUCCUCGACACUACAUUCUCGGUAGCGACUGGAUGUGGUUUGCCACUCAAUAUGAACCUAAUGGGGACUAGCUACGUCGAUACCAAGAUGUCUGGAACGGUCCUGGAUAAAUAUACGCAUUCUGGCAAUCUGGACUUUGAAGGGAAAAUACGACCGAGUGUAGCGGUAAAUAUAGCAGCGACAAUGAGCGUUUCGGCUGGUUCUUUAACCUCAAGCGGUAUACGUUUAUCUUCUCGACUGUACACGGCUACGGCGGUGGAAGUCAAGUUGUCUGUCCGAGGUGUUGGGUUGUUGAGGCUAGAUCUGUCUUUGCCGAGAGAUAAGCAGGAAAUAUUUGCUGCCAAAUCUGAGCUGUUAGUUCUACACGGUGAUGAAGAAUUACCUCAACAAGGGUUGAAUAAAAAUAGAAUAGAGCAGAAUACUUGCAGUUGGUCCACUUUUGAUAAGGCUAUCGGUAUUAAAGUGUGCGCUGCGUAUCAGUUCCCGAAUAUGACAAACCUCCGUGACGCUCCAUACUUCAUAAUGAGUGGACCAGCGAAAUAUAUUGUUUCCCUGGAAAAGGCCGAUCCAUCAGCUAAAACCUACGCACUGCAAUAUAAGUGGGAUAGAAAUGAGACUACCAAUGUAUUGGGAUUCUCAUAUGAUACGCCUAACAGUAAGGAAAAACGUAUGUUCAACGCAAUCCUAAGUAUAUCAAACACAUCCAGCACAGCUGCACUAACAUUCCAGUCUUCCGAAAGUACUAUAAAAGCUAAAGCACUGUACAGGAAUCAGCCAUAUGACAAAUCAGUAGAAGCAAGUCUCGAUGUAGAUGGACGAAAACAGUUUGAUACUGUGAUGUCUAUAAAGAGACAUGAUAUCAAGUAUGGCUAUGUUUGGAUCCCGCACGCCUAUUGGGUGGUUAACGAUCAACGAAUUGCGGAAUUGUCGGGUACUCUGAAAGUAAAAUCGAAAGGCGGCGUAACGCAAUGGGACGUGACAGCUGAUUUCCAAACUAAGCAGCUGGCGAGUCGUCUCGUUGGAUAUUAUACCAUAAAUGGACCGACACACGGCACAAAAUUGCAACUCGACUAUCAGUUCUAUAAAAAUCCAAAACAAACCAUAAAAAUGGAGGGAGUCUAUAGCGAACGAUCGCUUAACUAUAGACACGAUUUGUAUGGAGAAUUGGCAAUGGAUUUUACAGCGUAUCCUUCUUAUAACUUCUAUGCGGUCUUGAGGAAUGUGAAAACUCAAAACCACAUAGAUAUUGGUUUCAACGUAAGCUCUUCGAAGGAAUUGAAACUGGACCCCUCAUUCACGUUUCUUUUUAGACGCAUUGAUAAACUGAAUGGCGUUAAAUUGAAUACGGAAGUUAAUUUAUAUAGGCCAAGACCAAUUAUAUUGAAAUUACAGUUUGAAGAGAUAGGACCAAAAUACUCAGCCUUAGCAUUGCUAAAUGUCAACCCAAAAUCCCGGGACAUACUGAUAUCAGGUUUUCUAUUCACUCCGCCUGGGACACAGUUGUACGCUGACGCAGAGCUAAAUGUCACAUUACCAACCUUACACCCUUGCAUGUUAAAGGGAAAGUUGUUUGAGAAACGACCCAACGAGUUCCAGGUAAACGCAAAUGGCGUUUGGUUCACUGGUGUAGAUUUCAACAUAGACGCCGUGUAUCAAGAUCAAUCCAAGACAAAUAUGGCGUCCCAUCGACUAAAAGUACUCAUUAAUAGCAGCCAUUUCAAGGACAUUGCUGUUGAUGCGAGAUUCACGCAGGAUAAUCGACAGAUCACGUUCAUAGCUGAGGGUGAAUAUAACGCUGACACCUACAAAACGUUGAUACGUUAUCUCCUACUGUCUGAGCAAAAUUUCACCACGUACGGUGAAAUAGACAUCAGUGGGAAGGUGUACAGUAUCAAUCUAAACGCUGACUUAAACAAUAAUACUGACGUCAAUAUGGAUGUGCAUUUUGAUCAAUUACGCGACCUCCAUAUAUCCUAUCUGCGCAUAUCCACACCGACGGAAAAACGUCUGAGUGCCACUUUCAACUGGGAUGCGAACAGGGACCCCUCGCAGAAAAUAAGCAUAGACGCGAAAUUGGACCAUAGGGGCAAGUGGCAUCACGCCGGACAUGCUACUUUGCAUUACCCAGGGCAAGUGGUCAAUGGAGAAUUUGAGUUUUUGUUAAGAGAUUGGUACUGCGAGUGGUUAGUGCGCGCCGGCUGGGCGAGCCCCACGUCCAUAGUGUGGCGCGUCAAGGCGUACUCGGAGGCGCACGAGCACACGGUAUACGCACUCCUGUCCAGCUUGCAUACACCUUUUCCGGGAUGGAAGGAUACUAGCUUCAACGUUAUGUGGCGCUACCAAGACAACUUGCAAGCAAUCAACGGCAGCAUGAAUUGGCAAGAAGACUAUCUAGCGUUCAGUCUCCUCGCAGACUACCUGUUCACAAGCACUAAGUUCUACGGCGAGAUCAAUGCACUAGUUAACUCCACAAUACCGUCCCUGCCCAAAGCGGCUGCCAUAGCUAGACAUACAGUGGUUUGGAAAAAGACUGCGGACACCUUGUUGAGUUUCCAGUAUAACGAAGAUGGUAUGUUAAUGAUAAACUCGUCGUGGGCGUUUGCGAAAGGAGAAAUGGCUAAUAAUGUUACAGGAAAAGUGACUAUCGUAACUCCAUUCAAAGGUUAUAAAAAGGGGCAUUUGAAUACAGAAUUUAUUCUCGGCCACAAGCGGGAUAUUAAAGGUGUAACGUUAUUGAAUUUGGAGGGAAAAGUCGUUAAUAUAAUUGUUAACGGUCACAUGCGUAGAAUAACCAACUGUAUGCUAGUUGUAAACGUCACAAGUCCAAUACCUCAGUUCGCGCAUACAACUGCGAGGUUCGGUUUCAUAGAGGCCGAUAGACAUCUAGUGGCUAUGGUUGUUACUACUAAUUCUACUACUGGUAUCGAAGUUUUACUACAGUUAGUAUCACUUCAAGACUUCAACAUCCUGGGACAUGUGGCAUUACCUAUUCAGUACUUAAAUAGAGCUCUGAUCACGGCUAAAAGGGCAAAGGAAGAGGUGAACUUUAGAGUGGGUUGGGACUCAAUGGACUUUGGCUUCACUGGCAUUUGGCAAUGGCAUUCGCUCAUAGAUUUCGUGUAUGUAUACAAAUUAUACACACCGUUGGAUGGAUUCGAAGAAAAUGGCUUGGUUCUCAAAAAUGUCUACAAAAACGGGCUUGAUACCGAACUAUCUGUGCAACUGUCGAAACACAAGUUCGGUGUUGCCAUCCUGCUAGUAGACAAUGGUAAAGGUUUAGUAGAAGUGAUACGUGAUAUAAUGCAAAACAAGCCACGUAACCUGGAUAUGUUUGUCGAAAAUUUCGACACCGAAGCCUCAGUCACAUUGGACACUUUAUACUACCCCACUAUUAAGUUCCAUGCGCAUCUUAUGAAGUUCGUUGGUCCAGACGAAGAAGACAUCAUAGAAGCAAAUGCGACUUUACACCUACCGGAUAAGAAACCAAUUGUAUUGAAGGACGUUUUCAUAAUGGAGCAAUAUACUGUGAUGCGCAAUACAUUGGAUCUUGUGACGCCCUUCGAAAUGGUAACGCAGCUGAAGUCCGUCUACACGGUGGAUAUUGUUUUUGGGGAGAAGUUCAACGUCACGUGUGUCGCGCUGUUGUAUAAUGGAACUUAUUGGCAUGAUAUAUCGUACAAGAUGUUCUACGAGUACGAAACGGGUGAGGACGACGCGUACAAAUCGUACGUAUCCUCAGUAGGCAUAGCAACUCCAUUGGCAGUGUUGCCAGCUCUCGAGGCUCGCGUUUCCGCCCGACUGGAGGGCAAUUUAUGGAAGAUGUCCGCCGGUAUUGCCAUGCCGUCCUUCACCGUGCAGGCGAAUGCGAGAUUAGAGUUGGACGAUCCGUUCGUAGAAACGUCUGGAAGCCUCAAUUUAACGUCGUUGUAUUUGGAAGACUACUUCAUCAAGAUGGAGUUCAAAAAGGAUUUCUCCGAUGUGGAGAACAUUUUAGGUGGAGGUAUUCAAGUGCUGCAAGGUGAACACAAUAACUAUAUAUUCGCAGACGCAGUCUGGCGGCCGCCACCAACCCGCAGCAUCCGUUUCAAAGCUCGCGGAGCUCUCUCUCCCGUUCUCUCUCCAGCUGAAGUCAUUCUCUUCUUCAGUGAUGAAGAUAAACAGAGAUCUCUUACUAUAGACCUGAACAGUGAGGAGAAGUAUUACUCGUUAAAGGCAGACCAAUGGCCGACUUCCUUGAACAUCGCUGUUAGCAGCCCGCAUAAAGGAUUUAGGGCAAUGAAAAUAUUGAGCGAAUUCGAUGGAGACGACAUACGGGGUUCUUUCGUGACUGACACCACUGAAUAUGGUAUCACCGGAAAAAUACUUAAUAGAGAACCGCUAGAGAUAUCCUUAACAUUGGUACCAAAAGGCCAGGGGCAAGCUAUAACAAUACGUAUGAAGUACGAGGCCACUUCUACGUUAUACAGCUUCUCAGCCCAUAUAGUGGGACCGAUAAAGUCUACUGUGCAUGCUAAAAUUGAAACUGAGAGCAAUUUUACUGAUAUAUACUUUAAGGUGGACAUGCCCCAAGUGAAAAGUCGUGAGAUUUACUUCAAAACGCGCGUGGACUCUUACCCUGGACUGCGUCAUGUUGUGAGCGUGCAAGCCGCCACUCCACUGGAGAGACUCAAGUUUGUCAAGGGAGAUACUGAUUUUGUUUUCGGCCCUGAAAGUGGCUAUUUACUUGGGAAAUAUGAACUCCCGGAUAUGAAAGGUGACGGUGACUUGAAGUGGAGUUUCUUGCUUGAAGACUUAUAUAUAAAGGCCGUGGGUCACCAAUUGGUCAAAGAGCUACAAAGGAGUGUCGACUUGGACAUAUAUUAUGGUAACAACACUGAAGAAGGACUAAUGAAAACCAAUGCUGGCUUCAGUAUGGAUCUUGAUAAAGUUUGGCAGAUAGGAGCGAACGCGUCGUUCGGUAUGAUGAUGGAUAAGCGUAUAAAGCUCAUAGUGAAUGCUAUUCUGCCGAAACCGAAUAUAGAUGUACACACGCUGUACAUUGACGGCGAUACUGGGAAACCAAAUGAUCCUGGCUAUAAAUUGGACGCAAUGUAUACUACUGAUGCUACUAAAGUCAAAGCUGGUGUGCAGGGAAAGAUACUUAAUCUCGAAGAGAGUUUCGACGCGAAUGCAACAUUAGUCUGGACUGCGAACUCGAUUUACAAGGUCGUGGACAACAUAGUCUCCUACAAGUGGGAUGUGAACGGAUCUAAAUACAUUGAUUAUGCGUUAAACACACCGAUAUAUGAAGAUAAACCAACUUUGACACUCAAGGGAUCGUAUCAAAAGGAUAUGCUGCAUAGUUUUCAUGUUAUUAAAGGUCGUAUGCAUCGUCCAGGUAACAGCCAAGUGGGCGAAGUGGACGUUCGUUACGGCGGUUUGAUUCACACGGACGGACAUUUCAAUGUAUCCACGCCUUUCCAUACGUUGCCUUGGUUGAAAUCUAUCUUUAAUAUCAACAACCAAGAAGAGUUAUCCGAUAACAAAGUAGACCUAUUCUGGCCGAACAAAACAGCGUCCGUGAACACAACGCACACGUACAAAAAGCAAGACACGGGCUUCACUCAAGCGGGCACAAUAUCACUUUCCAUUCCAUUGAACACUCAGCACUUGGUCAAUACUGAAUACUUCUACGUACAAGAGAACAAAUGGAGCAAUGGAAAUGGAACAAUCGACUUCGAUUCGGAGAGAUUUUUGAAGGCGUCGUUUAACCAGAUACUGAGUAAGAGUGAGAGGAAUUUGGAUUUGGCGACUACGGAUAUCGAAGUGGAGAAUGAGCACACACCUGUGGGGGUCAAAUAUAUUCAUGAAUAUGACGAUACGGGGAACACUGACGUAAAACAAGCGACAGUGUUCCACCUGCACAACACCACAAAAUUCAACGUGACCGGCAAGCUCGACAUCCAAACGUACGACAUCGGCAAACGGAUGAAGUUCACAGCGCUGCACGGGAACAGAACCUGGGACUUCGAGAACAAGUACGAGGCCGUGGACCGGGAGCUCAGGCAAGGGAGCAGAGUGGCCUGGGCGGAGGAUGUCUGGCUGCAGUAUCACGUGCAUGUCACUAACUUGAGUGUGGAAGACACAGAAUCCCAAAAAAUAGUCAUGGACGUAGAAUACCCAUUGCGUAACUUCCAAGUUUCCGCCAUAUAUCGCUUACAAGACGCGCUAUUGGAGGGAAAAGCGGAUCUACUGUGGAAUGUUCGUGCGGAAAACAAGACUGCGGAAAUCAGCGGCCAUUGGGAGAGUCCGCCCACGGCUGAGGGCAACCUGCAUAAUGUGCACUUGGCUUUAUCUCACCCGUCCUUCAGAAAGGAUGUCACACUAAAAGGCCAAUACCUGAGUUCUCCAGAAGUAAUGUCCAACAUAUCAUUAGAACUGCAAUACUCAGAAUAUGAGAACGAAUACCUCAAACUCAACUCAAUAUUAACAGAUAACUCAAAUGGACCAAUCAGAGAUUACAAAUUCGCCCUCAAAUGUACCCAUCCUUCUACCAACUUGGACUUAGAUAUGAAAUCUGAUAUAAAUAUACACAGUAGAUGGUAUCAUCUGAGUAACUACUAUAGGUUCCAGAAAUCUUUGUUCUACGAAAAACUAAGGAGCAAUAAACUGCUUGUUGAUUUGAAUACUAGCGCUGUUAAUUGGGAGCGAGUGAACGAGACGUACUUCUACAAAGUGAACGGCACGUGGUCCCUCGCGUACCCGCAGUACGGUGUGCGCGGGUUGGUGGCCAGGCCCAACGCCAACGAUACCGUUGUGGCCACUCUAUCCAUGCUGGAUAAGUCGCUGAUUGCACAUUAUAAUAGCACGGAUGACAUAUCGUUCCAUUUAAUCGGAGAAAUUAUCGACACUCGCUCCGCCCAACUUAACGCGUGGCGAAACUACGAUGACGUCACGACUGUCGAUCUAGCCUCAUACAUACGUUUGAACCAUUCGCGUCUUCUAACCAGUGCUGUAGUAUGGCGUCCAGAAAUAUUCAGCGAGAUCAAAUCACAAGCUGUGUACUCUCUAAAGCUCCUGUACGCCCAAGUUAACGAAACCUUGGUGAUAAUCAAAGAAGCGCCUAUGGAAGCCCAUCUCGCCUUAAGAAACAUCUGGAGUGACGCAAAACCCAGGGUACGAGACUUCUUAGACGAUCUGAACGACUUGCACGUUAUAAAAGACGAUUUGGACGACUUCGAGAGGUUCCUGAACCAGUCGUACGAUAACAAUGACUUCUACGUCAAAGAUAUAGUGGAGUUCACGUAUUACGUCCUAGAUGAAAUGGCAAUACGCAAUCAUUUGGAGCACUUGCCCGGUUUCGUGAACGACAUGUGGGGAAUGAUGGGCAACACUAGUAAAUCAAUAAAGGACAGCCUCACAUACGUCAUUGAAUCAAUUAAAAAGGCAUACGCGAACUUCUUAGACACAGUAAACAAGAUCCUAGAAGCCGAUUUGAUGGAAUUAGUGUCAGAUAGAUUGGAAGCCAUGAUUUUGCAAUACGAUAACUUUAUAAGGGACUUACACAUGCGUUUCCUGGAGUAUUGGGAAGAUACUUGGGUGAAUGCGACGACGAGGCUGUCGAAAUAUUGGCAUGAGCUGCUGAAAUCUAUAGAGCCGCUGUUCUUCAAAAUGUUGCACUAUACCGAGGCAUUCGUGGUGGCCAUUUGGAGGGAAGUGAUGGACUUCUUCCAUGAGAGAACCCAUGAGUUGACAGACACACCGUACUUUAACUAUGUAUCGACGUUUGGCCAUGAAAUGGAUAAAAUCUACAGAGACCUCAUGAACAACGACAUAAUAACAAACAUAAAGAAAUACUCCAAGAAACUAUGGAACGUGAUAUGGUCCAAGCUAGAGAAGUACAUACCAUUUACGGAGGAGUUCAAACAAUUGUACAAUGAAUUCAAGAACGCGUGGGAGAACUUCUUGAAAACACCACAGGUCGUUUACGUUAGGGAAAAGUGCAAUGAAGCAUACGUACGACUAAAAUGGUGGUAUGACUACUUUUUAAUUGGCGACGCCCUGGACGCCGCGUGGGAGAUAUUGUACAACAAAUUGACCGACUUCGCAAAAACUGCGCUGCAAUAUGAAGAAUUACAUCGCACACCAAAAACUAACUUCAUAUUCGAUCCGCAUAAGGGAAAAAUACUCCUGGAGCAAAAGCUCCCAAUGUCCUGGCACGCGUUCAACCAAACGCCGGAUUUCACUGAAGUGGCUGAGUAUAAAGCUGUGAGAGACUUUAUGGAUGAAUGGCUGACCAGCAAUAAGAGCAUCUGGGCGUACUACUACGAGAUACGACCGUAUCUUGACUAUAAUAAUAUCGUACCUCCGUUCGCUGGUAUGGCAAUGAUGACCGGCCAAGGUACGCUUGUGACGUUCGACAAAGAAGUAUUCACAAUAACUGAACCCGGGACCUUCCUGCUCACAAAGGACUAUAGACUAAACAACUUCACUGUACUCAUGGAAAGCAAUGACCAAGGACAGUACGAUCUCGUUAUAUUGACGAAACAGUCGCUGAUAUAUAUCGACUUAUAUAAGGAGCAAGUAUCUCUGGGUAGAUCGAACCCACUCAGCCUGCCAGCGGCUGUGGAGAACUUCAUAGUGGACAGGCAAGAUGAUACAAUUUCCGUGGAGACCAGGGUGGGCCUGGACGUGCACUGUAACUUGCUGUUCAGGACUUGUAAACUGCAAGUGGAUGGCUGGUUCUACGCAAGUCUCGGCGGGUUACUGGGGACAUAUAACAACGAGCAAUUCGACGAACUGCAAUUGCCCAAUGGCACGAUACAAGCGGGCAUCGACAGUGUUGCCAACUCGUGGCUGUUGCGGCAGAGCAAAGUGGCGCAGCCGGCCUGGGGACCGGUCAACGAUACGCAGUGCGGGAAGUUCUUUAUGAACAAAGUGUCUCCAUUGCAUCCAUGUUUCAGUGUGAUCGACGCGGUGCCAUUCCACGCGGAGUGCUCGCGUGGCGCGGACGCGUGCGCGCUGGCGAGCGCGUACCUCGAGCUGUGCGCGCAGCAACACGUGCCCACGCACGUGCCUGAUCAUUGUGUUAGAUGCACAACACCGCAAGGUGACACAGUAGAAGAGGGCUCAUUCUUGGAAAUACAAAACCCGCCUAAAUCAGCUGACAUAGUGUUCGUAGUGGAAGCGCAAUACUGCAACAAGAAUAUACGGAAGUCGAAGAACAUCGAUCUAUUUAUAGAUACGUUUGAUAGUAAACUGCAGGAGAACGGCUUGUCUGAUAAUCGAUAUGCAGUUGUAGUGUACGGCGGCAGCGGACUGUACCGGCGGCCGAGGGCACUCUACCAUAACAAUAAACUGUUUACUAACACUGUCGACAUUCCGAGACAUUUUGACACUUUCACUAUUGAGAAGAGCGAGUCAGUGCGGUCCAACCGCUCGGUGCGCGCGGACGUGUUCGCGGCGCUGCGGUUCGCGAGCGCGCUGCCCUUCCGUGCCGCCGCGCCGCGUGCGCUCUUCCUCUUGCCGUGCACUAAAUGCGAUGCUAGUAAGAGUGAGCUGGAUUAUUCCACAAUAUAUCAUUAUCUGAUGGAAAACUCCAUCGCAUUACACAUAUUAAUGGACGAUGACUUCAGUCUGUUUAAGAAGAAAGUUGCAAAAUACCUGUUUGGUGUGGAUAGCACAUUAGCUUAUACAAACAAAGAUUACGAAAGGUUGGUGGGCGACGCGGGGCUGAGGAAGCAAGUCAAAUUGCCCAAAGACAAGUUGGGUCUUUGCACGUCACUGGCUCUGGAAACUAACGGCACCAUCUGGGCGGGCUCGAAGCUGUCAGGCGAGCGCGGCGCGGCGCGGCGCUUCGCGACAGUCGUCGGCGGGCGGGCGGCGCGCGCGGCCGUGCCCUGCGCCGCGCCGCGCUGCGAGUGUCGCGCCGCGCGGCUGCACUGCCGGCCCUGCUCUUCUGCGCACGAUCCGUUGGAGCUUUCAUUCUGGAAUUCAGACGACAUCGAUGAACUUAUAGAUUUAGCGAUGGAUCCACCAAAUUUACCGUCUUUUAGAUAGAUCUUAUUGAGGAAAAAUAGUCUUUAUUAAAAUAGUAACAACGUAACUACAGAAAACUACAUUUUAUUGUACAUAAAAUAUUUGUCAAUUAACAAACAUGAUACUCCAAUUAAUAGAUCUUGCUCUUUUGUAAUAAAGCUGUAUUUGAAAAAAUUAAUAAUCUCUACGUAUAUAACUAUGAAGUUCCUAAAUUCAUUAACCUAUGUGCCAAUAUAUUUUAGAGAAUAAUUAUUAAUUAAUUAAUAUUGUAACUAGUAUAUAUGACAGACUUAAUUUAGUGCGUGUUUGCAAUAAAUUAUUUUUACGUAGUAAA
Molecule: messenger RNA, 12870 nt
Organism: Zerene cesonia (dogface butterfly)
Lineage: Eukaryota; Metazoa; Arthropoda; Insecta; Lepidoptera; Pieridae
Gene: Apoltp
Exons: 69
Coding region: 63-12557 (4164 amino acids)
Biological process (GO): lipid transport
Molecular function (GO): lipid carrier activity
Source: RefSeq, a predicted model, not a curated record